Messenger RNA from Aedes albopictus (Asian tiger mosquito), 703 nucleotides. Its product is annotated as dynein light chain Tctex-type protein 2B. The coding region runs from base 131 to 583 and encodes 150 amino acids. Gene Ontology annotation, biological process: microtubule-based movement. Lineage: Eukaryota; Metazoa; Arthropoda; Insecta; Diptera; Culicidae. The transcript has 2 exons. Gene Ontology annotation, cellular component: cytoplasmic dynein complex; cytoplasm. The record is from RefSeq and is a predicted model, not a curated record. Gene Ontology annotation, molecular function: dynein intermediate chain binding.
CGGGAAACGAGCAGAGCAAAACAAAACGCAAAAUAAACGGAUCGUCAUAACUAUCAUGUUCUCUCAACUAAACUAAUAUUUUUUUUUAAAGUUUUGUACAUAAUUGAAAAUCAAUCAAAAAUAACAUAGAAUGCUUCAGCAAGAACAACUGCUCAAAGUAGACCGGCCCUGCCCGGAUCCCGACCCUAAUGUGGCCGCGGCUGCCACCGCUGAAUCGACUCCUCCCCCGCCUAACACGUACCAGAUGCGACCGACUUUGGAACAAACGUUCAAAUCGGAGAAAAUCAAACAGAUCAUCAACGCGGUCCUUCAUGACACUUUAACGGGACAAACCUACACGGCCGUAGACGCAGCCCGGUGGACCAAAACCCUGGCCGACGAGAUUAGUCUGAAGGUGAAAGAUCUGGAAAUGAAACGGUACAAGCAUGUGGUCCAGGUUGUUCUCGGUCAACAGCUAGGCGCCGGUUGUAAGUACAUUGCUCGCUGCCGAUGGGACGCCGAGUGCGACAAUCAAACGUCUGGCGAGUUCAAGAAUGCCACGAUCUUCUGUAUCGUCACCGUGUUUGGACUUUAUCUGUAUUGAUCGGUAGGGCUGAGAUCGUUGUGUGUACGUGUUCACAGCGUUUUGUGUGAUAUUGAUAUUCAUUGGUUUAAUUUGUAGAGUAAGAUGGCUUUUAAUUGAAUGAAGUAUUGUACCGAUUUG